AUGAGACUUAGGGAAAAAAAGAAAGUCUGUUAUAUCGAAAGCCCAACAGUGACGGAUUCCUCUGGUUCGGAAUACCAAGAUAAACCUAAGAAGAUCAAAACGAAUAAAGAAACGAAAAUAAGAAGUUCUAGCUCUCCAGCCGGAAGUUUAAGUAGUUCCCAGUCAAGUAUUCCACGACAAACACCGGAUUUGGUAACAGACAGUGAUGAUAUAGUCGAGCAGGUGCAGAUGUCAAAGGAGGAUUUUAAUAAGUUCACAAAGGCAUUCCAAAAACUUGAAAAUACAAAAAAAUGGGUAUUAACAUCUGGGAAGGUUGUUGAAGAUGAGUUAUACAAGUUUGGCAUGAGAUGCAAUUAUGAACAGGAUUUUGACAGGGAUUGGAUAAGGAACACCGUUGACAAUUUUAUUCGUGAAUAUGAAGCAGACAGCCUAAAAAAAGGAGAUCAUUUAGAAGAAUGGUUACUGUCACAUGUAUGGUUGUUCAUAGACAAGGCGUUUGGGAACAUAGAAGGUGUCGAAGUAAUUAGAGAUCGAAAUGUUCCAUCUGUGAGCUCGAUGCCAAGGAAGAUCAUGGGCAGGAAGGGAGAUUUGAUAAUUCGUUGCAUGUAUAGGGAAUAUGGAUGCGGAGAAGCGGAUGAUGAACGAUCGAAAGAAAAAAAAGUCAGAAAGCUUGAGACUAUCGGAUUCAUUCAUGCAGGACUUUCUGUACUAUUGCUCAGAUUAGAUUCUCCGGCAGGAUAUGUUAGUAGAAUCUCUCGUUCUAAAAUGCUGACCAUCCCAUCAAAUAUCAGUGAGUUUUAUAAAGGAGUUCUUCCAGCCAUUAUACUUGCGUGGAAGGCAAAGAAAAUCGUUAGCAAUGUCAUUGAGAUGAUGAAUGAAAAUGACGAGGAAAAUCCACUCCAGGCCCUCCAACAAUCAUGCGAGAACACAUCAAUUCUUUCUCCUCCACGGCAUGUAAUUUGUCGCACAACCAGUUUUGAUACUCCAAGUAGUAAGGAUAAAAAAG
Messenger RNA from Acaulospora morrowiae, 1006 nucleotides. The record is from the annotation of a GenBank genome assembly. Lineage: Eukaryota; Fungi; Glomeromycota; Glomeromycetes; Diversisporales; Acaulosporaceae.